AUGAAAUAGAAAUAAAAUAGCUACAAUAAUUAAUCAUACGAAAAAGAGAAUCAGAUACCACCAAACAAAAGUACUCUUUAAAGUAAAAAUAGCAAUCAUAAUCAAUAAAAUGAUACGUAAAAAUAUUUUAUUUCCAGUCAAGGAAAGUCUAAGAGAGACCUCAAUAGCUCGUAUGAUAUGCCAAGAACUCAUUCAACAUAAACACUAAAAUCCUAGAAUAAAUCUAACAAUCCCUCAUCUUAUGCCCAAACUACAACAAAUCAACCCUACAGAACUGAAAAUUGCUCUUAUAUCAACACUACAGACAAUAAUGAUAAUUUCUAUAUAGAAGCUCCACCGAAGAAUGUUGAUAGGACCUUUUAGUAUAUCAAAUCUCAGUUUAACAUCUAAAAUGAAAUCUCAAUGUAGGAGUAGGAAUGGUCAAGCAUAUAUGAUAUUAUCCCAAGUAAACAGCCAAAUACUUCCUUCAAAAAUUCAGAAUACUCUUUUUCCAAAAUGUAUCAUAGAAAUCAUGAUGAUUCAAACAAAUCGAGAGACUCUCGGUAUAAAUCCUCUUAAAACAAGAGAAAUAAUCAUAACAUUGAUAUGAUUAAUUACUAAAGCAUGCAUUAAUCCAAUAUGAUCAAUAACUCUAACUAUUAUGAUGAUUAAUAGAUGCAGCUUAAUAACUCUUUCAAUCCCUAGUUUAGUGAUUAGAAUUAUUAGUCAAUGAAUUACUCAAUGAACCUACCCUAAUCAACUAAAAAUGUAAAUAUGACAGAUAUAAUGUACUCCACAACUAACAGAAGAGGUACCUAAGAAUUUAGGUCUACAGCUGGAAUUAAGCCUUAGCAUCAUCUCUAAUAAGUGUUUAAAAUGAAUAGAGAUGGAUCUUAAUAAAGAUUUAUUUAACAUCCUGAUAUGAGUAUGCUUUCGAACACUUUCGAGUUGGAAGAUGAUUACAGAAUGCAACUAAUUUAUCUCCGAUUAUGGCAAAAAGCUGUCAAGAAAAUUAAACAGAGGAGAGUUGAAAAGAAAGUUUUCAUUAAAAAUUUAGCUAUAGCCAUUCAUUUCCAUGAGUAGUCUUUGAUGACUAAAGGAGUUCUAUCAUUUAUUAAGUUUAGAGUGUUGAGAGAAUAAAGAAGUAUUAGUGCCCUCAAAGUAUCAAAAAAGGUUGGUGUAAAUAUUAAGAAGUUCUAUUUCACUUAGCUUACAAAGAAAUUUAAGGAAUCUAGGUGGAUUAAAUCUGGCUUGACAAUUGCCUAAAUAUAUUUUAAGAAAGAAACAAAGAAAAAGCUGUUUUACACAUUUAGGUAAAUAACUAAUUAAAAAAGAGAUGAGAGGGUAAAAAUCUUGAAGAGAAUAAGAUAAAGACCAGGAGCUUUGAAAAUUAUUUUUGAGUAUUUAGCUAUGAGCUUGACUGGAAAGAGCAAAAUAGAUCUCUUAAAGUUUCACUCGAUUGCUUUGAAUCAGGAUAAGAUAAGAUAUCAGCAGAGAUAAUAAUUUACUUAGAUGAUUGAGUAGACUUUAACAUAUUCGAUGAAAUUAACUUUUCAAAAUUGGAUGAAGUUUACUGAUUCAAUUCUCGCAUUCAAGAAUAAGAUGAUUAAAAGAAAGAAGAAAAUAGCAUUUAAUUGCAUUAAGUAAAACUUGAUUUCAAUAAAAAAGGCCAAAUGUCAAGUUUAUAAAGUAUUCAUGAAUAUAAAGUACAAAAGUCUAUAUGCCUUAAGGCUGAAUGCAGAUGCUUAAUAAUUACUUAAAAAGAAAUAAUUGUACUUAUUUAGAAGAUAUAGAAAAAGAGUUUUUAAUAGACACUUUGGUAGCUGGUAAAAACUAUUCUACCACUAUAAAAAUAUUAUGGGUGAAAGUACAGAGAAAAAUAUAUUAAGCUCAUCAAAUUUUCUAAAAAAGUACUUUUUUGCUCUAAAGAAUUUCGCUUCUGAAAGAUUAGCUGAAAAAAAUUAAAAAAUUAAAUCAAUGAUGCAUUACUACGAUAGAUAUAUAAGGAACUGCUUUAGUUCUUGGAAAUAAAUAUCUAAGAAAAGGAGUUUAUUGAAUAAAGCAAGAAGAGUCGUUUAAGGCAAUCAUGAAUUAGACGAAAAAGAAAAAUACUUUAAAGAAUGGAUAAGAAGAUGUUUUUAUAAUGAAAUGAUAAAAAGGCUAAGAGCAAAAACUCUUAAGACCAAAUUUAUAUAGAGUUUGAAAUUAGCAAUAAGAUAUAAAAAAGUGAGGUAAGAGAUAGUAGUAAUAUGCUAGGAGCAAUAUUUGAGAAAUCUAUAGUUAAAAGCACUUAAAUCUUUAAGAGUUAAGCUAGAUGAGAAAUUAAAAUUGAGAAAUAUGCUCUAAAUAUUUUAGAGGAAGACUAAUUUGUAGAAAAUAGAGAAGAUCUUAAAUGUCUUCAAAUUAAAUGUUGAAGAAAAUAUUCAUUUAAGAGAAUAAGAGCACAUUGUUGAAAGAUUUAGACAAUAGUAACUCUUCUUUAAGUAUUUCGAGAAAAUUAGAAAAGGAACAUAAAAACAGAGAUUACUUAAAUAAAAUUUUAUUAAAAUCAGUAGCUACGUGAAGAGUAAAGUAAAGUUCAGAACACUUUAGAAAUUUGCUUAAAAAUUGGAUUGCAAAUAAUAGCUUAAGUACUAUCAAUUCUAGUUUUUGUAUAAGAAGCAAAUGAAUGAGAAAUCAAAGAUUUUUUACUACAUGCUGAAUAAGAAAAGAGACCUUAAUCAUAAGUACUAUUAGGUCAAUGAAAUAAUUAGAUUUAAGAAUAAGGCGACAAUCUUUAGACUCUGGUACUAGGCUGCAUGCUAGAUUUAAUAUAUAAGAAAUGGCUACUUAUAACUUUAGAAUCAUUAGGUAACUAAUACUCUCUAGAAAUAUUGGAAAAAUUGGAGUAAUUACGUAGAGUAAAGUAUUCUUCGAAAGAAAUAUGAGCAGGUAGCUAUUUUCUUUUUCUUAAGGAAUUUUUUGAAGAAGUACCUAUAUUCAUUGAGGAAUCAUGCAUUAAUCAAGAUAUAGAAACGAAAAAUAUUGACUAAUUUGGCAAUGCAUAGAUUUAGACAUUAAUUUUAAGCAUUUAAGAAGAUAUUGUUUAAGGAUAUUAAUAGAAAAAAGAUAUAUUUCAGAUAAAUCAGUACCAUUUUGAAAAAGGUGAUAUCUAAUUGGAAUAGCUAUUCAUCUAAACGUAGAUAUUUAAGAUAAAAUAAGAUCUAGUUUAAAUAUAAGUAUGAAUAAGUAAAAAAGCUAGAAAUACUUUAGGUUCUGCUAUAAAAUAAAGAGUAGAAAGGUCUUUGCUAUCAAGAACAGUACUUAUACAUGAAGUAGAGAAAGCAAUAAUUGAUCAUAUAGAAUCUGUUUGAUCAAACUUAACAAAGCAAAUUUAUCUAGAAAAAGUAUGAGUCAGUUCAUAAAACAUUGUUAUAUAAGAUGUAUUAAGAAAGAUUUUAUCUUUGGUAUAAUCAAUUUAUCCUAUCAAAAAAAGAAAGGACUUUAGCAUUACCUUUCUUAGCAGAAUCUAAGAUUCAUAUAAAAAGAAAACAGUUUGAUGUAUUGAAGCAGUACUCCUUAAAAUCUAAAUUCUUCAAAAAAUGUCAGUUGAAGAUUGAUUAAAGAUACUCUUUAAAACUUAAAUUAGUCUAUUUCCAAGUACUUCAGUAAUACAGCAAAUCACAAGCUAAGAUAAAUAACAUAAAAAUCUAAAUUCAAAAUAUUCACUAGUAUCAUCAAAAGAAGUAGUUAUUAAUGUAUAUUUAGGAUAAUGUCAAGAAUAGAAAGAAUUUAAAGAAUAAAUAAAUGACACUAGUAAAGUAAACUAGAAUAAAUACCUAAUAGCAAUUUUUUAAUAAAUGGAUAGAGAGAUAUAAUAAGUGGAUGAAUUUUAAGCCAAAAUUACAGCAGGCUGAAUAGCUUUAUCACUAUAUGAUUGCAAAAAAAGCAUUCAACAAGGUAAAGCAAUAUUUGUAUCUUGGUAAAAAGAAGAUUGAGAUGCUAAAAAGCAUAGAAUAUUACAGAUUAGAACUACUUUAGCACAAAGCCUUUUCAAAACUCAAAGAAUUUCAUAAACUAUAAGGAAAGGUACAAAGAUUUCAAUACAGAUCAUAAGUUUAGUUUAAAGGUACAUGCUUCUAAUAAUGGAGAAAGAAAUACUUAGAACUCAUCAAGAGAAGGAGAAGUGAGCUCAAUCAAUAAAGAGUCAUUUAUUGUUUGUAGAAUCACAAAGAAAUCCUAAAAAGAGCUGCUUUCAAUGGAUUUAGUACUCUGCUUGUAUAAAGGCAGAUAAAAAAGCAAGGGAUAUCACAAAUUGAGAAUGUUUUUUGGAAAAUAAUGAAAAGAAAGUCGUUUAAAGCCAUAAAAGAGCAUAUGAUUGAAGAAAUUAAAAAUGAGGAAGCUCUGGUCCAUCAAUAGGUUUUCAAGAAAAAGUCAAUUAUGAAGGCUUUAAGGUUCUUUAUGGAUCAUUCUAAGUUAAAUCAGACUAUGCAAAUGCAAUCAAAUGCUUUCAAUAGAAUCAAGUAUCUUAGAAAAGUGCUUAAUGCGCUUAAAAACAACAAAGAAAAGACUAAUUAGAUGAGACUAAUGUACGCAAAAACUAACAAAGCUUAUAGAAAGCAACUUCUUCAGAAGGCGUUAUGGACUCUUCACUGGAAUAAAAUGAGAAAUCACUAUCUUAGAGGUUUAUUCUUUAAAUCAGGAGAGUAUAAUGACCAUAGGAUUAAGCAAAAACUUUUCAAGUCACUAAAGAUUCCUCUAAUUACCAAGUAUAAAGCCUUGACUAUUCAAGAAAAGAGAGAAUUUAGAGUGCUCUCAGACUAUCUCAGCUAUUGGAGGUAUUAAUAUGAUCAAAUUGAGGCUAAAAGACAGUUAGAGAUGUACAAUCAAAAUGCAAGGUACCAAGAGCAGAAUGAUCUAAGUAUGGAUUUCAAUAAUCACAAUAGCAGCCUUAUUGAUCCCAAUUUCGGAAUAAAUUUAAGCAAUAAUGAUCAUUAGAUUGACAAUAUUAAUUGUGGCAGAUUGAUCUAAGAUGAGAGCGAUGAUGAAGAUAAAUGA
Stylonychia lemnae is the source of this 5016-nucleotide messenger RNA. Lineage: Eukaryota; Ciliophora; Spirotrichea; Sporadotrichida; Oxytrichidae. The record is from the annotation of a GenBank genome assembly.